Macaca mulatta (Rhesus monkey) is the source of this 3606-nucleotide messenger RNA. Lineage: Eukaryota; Metazoa; Chordata; Mammalia; Primates; Cercopithecidae. The record is from RefSeq and is a predicted model, not a curated record.
AUGAGCUACGAGAUGAAUUCAGGCUGCCAUUGGACCUGUGGAGUGCCUGAGUCAUGUGAUAAUGGGCCACAUUGAGGACCCCUGGGCCAUCUCCACAGGAGAUGCCAGAGGACAAGUGCCCACUUGCUGAUCUUCACGGAGCACCCUGAAAUGAGACGGUUUAAGCGGAAGCAUCUUACUGCCAUCGACUGCCAGCAUUUGGCUCGGAGUCACUUGGCUGUGACCCAGCCCUUCGGUCAGAGAUGGACAAACAGAGAUCCGAACCAUGGUCUCUAUCCUAAACCCAGAACAAAAAGAGGGAGUAGGGGUCAGGGACGUCAAAGAUGUAUCCCUGAGUUCUUCCUAGCAGGCAAGCGGCCGUGCACCAAUGACAUGGCCAAAAGCAAUUCUGUUGGCCAGGACAGCUGUCAGGACUCUGAGGGUGACAUGAUCUUUCCUGCAGAGAGCAGCUGUGCACUGCCUCAGGAAGGCAGUGGAGAAGCAUGGCUGGGCUCAUCAGGGUCUGCCCCGCCCUCCAGGAAGCGGUCUCGGUCCUCUGAGGAAGAGAGUAACCAGGCUACCGGAACCAGCCGGUGGGAUGGAGUUUCUAAGAAAGCUCCGCGGCACCAUUUGAUUGUGCCAUGCACAAGGCCUAGGGAGGCCAGGCAAGAAGCAGAGGACAGUACGUCUCGACUCUCUGAGGAGUCUGGAGAAACCGACCAAGAUGCUGGGGACAUGGGUCUUGAUCCCAUUCCUGACUCAUACUAUGGGCUUCUUGGGACCUUGCCCUGCCAGGAAGCACCAAGCCACAUUUGUAGCCUGCCUAGUGAGGUCCUGAGGCACGUGUUUGCCUUCCUCCCGGUGGAAGACCUCUAUUGGAACCUGAGCUUGGUGUGCCACCUGUGGAGGGAGAUCAUCAGUGACCCUCUGUUCAUUCCUUGGAAGAAGCUGUACCAUCGAUACCUGAUGAACGAAGAGCAAGCUGUCAGCAAAGUGGACGGCAUCCUGUCUAACUGUGGCAUAGAAAAGGAGUCAGACCUGUGUGUGCUGAACCUCAUACGAUACACGGCCACCACUAAGUGCUCCCCGAGUGUGGAUCCCGAGAGGGUGCUGUGGAGUCUGAGGGACCACCCCCUCCUCCCUGAGGCUGAGGCGUGUGUGCGGCAACACCUCCCUGACCUCUACACUGCUGCCGGGGGUGUCAACGUCUGGGCCCUGGUGGCGGCUAUGGUGCUCCUCUCCAGCAGUGUGAAUGACAUCCAGCAACUGCUCUUCUGCCUCCGGAGACCCAGCUCCACGGUGACCAUGCCAGAUGUCACCGAGACCCUGUACUGCAUAGCCGUGCUUCUCUACGCCAUGAGGGAGAAGGGGAUUAACAUCAGCAAUAGGAUUCACUACAACAUUUUCUAUUGCCUAUAUCUUCAGGAGAAUUCCUGCACUCAGGCCACAAAAGUUAAAGAGGAGCCAUCUGUCUGGCCAGGCAAGAAAACCAUCCAACUUACGCAUGAACAACAGCUGAUUCUGAAUCAUAAGAUGGAACCUCUCCAGGUGGUGAAAAUCAUGGCGUUUGCAGGUACUGGGAAGACCUCAACCCUGGUCAAGUACGCAGAGAAGUGGUCUCAGAGCAGGUUUCUGUAUGUGACGUUCAACAAGAGCAUCGCAAAGCAGGCCGAACGCGUCUUCCCCAGCAACGUCAUCUGCAAAACCUUCCAUUCCAUGGCCUACGGGCACAUAGGGCGGAAGUACCAGUCGAAGAAGAAGUUGAAUCUCUUCAAGUUAACACCUUUCAUGGUCAACUCCGUCCUUGCUGAAGGGAAGGGUGGAUUCAUAAGAGCCAAGCUCGUGUGUAAGACUCUGGAGAACUUCUUUGCCUCCGCUGACGAAGAGCUGACCAUUGAUCACGUGCCUAUUUGGUGUAAGAACAGCCAAGGACAGAGAGUCAUGGUUGAGCAGAGUGAAAAACUGAAUGGUGUCCUUGAAGCAAGCCGCCUCUGGGAUAACAUGCGGAAGCUGGGGGAGUGCACAGAAGAGGCAUACCAGAUGACUCAUGACGGCUACUUGAAACUCUGGCAGCUGAGUAAGCCUUUGCUGGCCUCUUUUGACGCCAUCUUUGUGGAUGAGGCUCAGGACUGCACACCAGCUAUCAUGAACAUAGUUCUGUCUCAGCCAUGUGGGAAAAUCUUUGUAGGGGACCCGCACCAGCAGAUCUAUACCUUCCGGGGUGCGGUCAACGCCCUGUUCACAGUGCCCCACACCCACGUCUUCUAUCUCACGCAGAGUUUUCGGUUUGGUGUUGAAAUAGCUUAUGUGGGAGCUACUAUCUUGGAUGUUUGCAAGAGAGUCAGGAAAAAGACUUUGGUUGGAGGAAACCAUCAGAGUGGCAUUAGAGGUGACGCAAAGGGGCAAGUGGCCUUGUUGUCCCGGACCAACGCCAACGUGUUUGAUGAGGCCGUACGGGUGACGGAAGGGGAAGUCCCUUCAAGGAUACAUUUGAUUGGGGGGAUUAAAUCAUUUGGAUUGGACAGAAUCAUUGAUAUUUGGAUCCUUCUUCAGCCAGAGGAAGAACGGAGGAAACAAAACCUCGUCAUUAAAGACAGAUUUAUCAGAAGAUGGGUGCACAAAGAAGGCUUUAGUGGCUUCAAGAGGUAUGUGACCGCUGCUGAGGACAAGGAGCUCGAAGCCAAGAUUGCAGUUGUUGAAAAGUAUAACAUCAGGAUUCCAGAGCUGGUGCAAAGGAUAGAAAAAUGCCAUAUAGAAGAUUUGGACUUUGCAGAGUACAUUCUGGGCACUGUGCACAAAGCCAAAGGUCUGGAGUUUGACACUGUGCAUGUUUUGGAUGAUUUUGUGAAAGUGCCUUGUGCCCGGCAUAACCUGCCCCAGCUUCCCCACUUCAGAGUUGAGUCAUUUUCUGAGGAUGAAUGGAAUUUACUGUAUGUUGCAGUAACUCGAGCCAAGAAGCGUCUCAUCAUGACCAAAUCAUUGGAAAACAUUUUGACUUUGGCUGGGGAGUACUUCUUGCAAGCAGAGCUGACAAGCAGCGUCUUAAAAACAGGCGUGGUGCGCUGCUGCGUGGGACAGUGCAGCAAUGCCAUCCCUGUCGACACCGUCCUCACCAUGAAGAAGCUGCCCAUCACCUAUAGCAACAGGAAGGAAAACAAGGGGGGCUACCUCUGCCACUCCUGCGCGGAGCAGCGCAUCGGGCCCCUGGCGUUCCUGACGGCCUCCCCGGAGCAGGUGCGCGCCAUGGAGCGCACCGUGGAGAACAUCGUGCUGCCCCGGCACGAGGCUCUGCUCUUCCUCGUCUUCUGAGGCCAAGGCGCACGUUCUCCGCAGUGCAGAGCAGCUUGCCGAGGACCCCGCGUGAAGAAAGCCAGCGAGGGGGCUCCCGCUCCCUGAGACUCUGGGUUCACCCACAGCACUUUCUGAGGAAGAGGACACCAGCCCAAGCUGGACCUGCCAUUUCUCCACUCCCUACAGACAGCCAGUCUCCACUUGCCUCCGCCCCAGACGUAUCUGGUCGGGGAAGUGGGGGAUGUUCUUUUGAUAAAAAAAAAAAACAAAAACAUUUUAUGUAUUUAAACUUUUAUUACAAGGUUUCAAUUAAACAGGCAUCAUAGCACUGGCACA